AUGCCCUUCGGGCUCAAAAACGCCGGCGCAACAUACCAAAGGCUGGUCACCAAGAUGUUCAAGGAACAGCUCGGCAAGACAAUGGAGGUCUACAUCGACGACAUGCUAGUAAAGUCGGCUAAAAAGGAGGAUCACAUCGACCAUUUAAAACAAGCCUUUGAGAUACUAAGACGAUACGGGAUGAAGCUAAACCCGGAAAAAUAUGCUUUCGGCAUGUCUUCCGGAAAGUUCCUGGGUUUUCUCGUAUCCCAGCGAGGUAUCGAAGUCAAUCCAGACAAGAUCAAGGCCAUAGAGAUGAUACCAGAAACCCUGAAUAGCAAGAAGCAGGUGCAGAAACUAACUGGGCGAAUAGCCUCUCUGUCAAGAUUCAUCUCGCAAUCCUCGGACAGAUCCCGGCGAAUGCCUGCUCGUCUAUCUGGCGGUGUCAGAAGUCGCCGUCAGCGCCGUCCUAGUUCGCGAAAGCAAAGGUACGCAAUCCCCGAUUUACUAUAUCAGCAAAACUCUGAUAGAUGCCGAAACGAGCACGGGAAUCUUGCCAGAGGUGGAACAAGAGGCCCUCCGCGCCUCUGCAAACACCGACCUCUGGAUCCUCUACACCGAUGGCGCCGCAAACGCCUCGGGAUUAGGACUGGGACUCAUCCUCGAAGUCCCCAUGGGAGAAGUAUGAAGCUGGCCAUCAAAUACGGAGCCCGUCGGGUCAUCCUCCAUUGCGACUCCCAACUCGUGGUAAACCAGGUCACCGGAACCUACCAAAUUAAGGAACAAAGGCUACAAAAAUACCAGUCAGAAAUCCGCAAGCUGAUGAUGGAGUUCGACGAAUGUCGCUUCGAGCAGAUUCCUCGGGGACAGAACAUCGAGGCGGACAGCCUAGCAAAACUAGCCGCAGCCACCAAAAAUAUCAACAAAGAGAACGUGGUCACUCUCCUCCAUUCAGCCGUCGACCAUGUCGAGGUACUCUCAUUAAGCUUAACUUGGGACUGGCGCAACCAGUUUGUAUCCUACCUGCAGGACGGGACACUCCCGCACGACAAAAAGGAAACCAAGAAACUUCGGGUACAAGCAGCCCACUACAGCCUCAUAAACCACGAGCUCUACAAGAGAACGUUCGGUGGUCCCCUUGCUAAAUGUCUCGGGCCACACCAAAUAAGGCAAGUUUUGGAAGAAGUGCAUGAAGGCCAUUGCGGCGCCCAUACGGGGAACCGCGCUCUUGUCCGGUGCCUCAUACGCGCCGGUUACUACUGGCCCACCAUGAAGAAAGAGGCAGCGGACUACGUCCGAAGAUGCGAACAAUGCCAGAAGUUCGCCCCUAUGAUACACCAGGCAGGAGAACUCCUCCACUCAGUCACUUCGCCAUGGCCGUUCAUAAAAUGGAGGAUGAACAUAAUCGGCCCCCUACCAGCUGGACGAGGAAAGGUACGCUUUCUGUUAGUUUUAACUGACUAUUUUCUAAAUGGAUCGAAGCAGGUGCGUAUGCGCAAAUACGCGAGCAAGAGGUAA
Nicotiana attenuata is the source of this 1497-nucleotide messenger RNA. RefSeq lists its product as uncharacterized. NCBI's taxonomy places the organism in Eukaryota, Viridiplantae, Streptophyta, Magnoliopsida, Solanales, Solanaceae. The transcript has 4 exons. The record is from RefSeq and is a predicted model, not a curated record. Gene Ontology annotation, molecular function: RNA-DNA hybrid ribonuclease activity; nucleic acid binding. Bases 1 to 1497 code for a protein of 498 amino acids.